AUGGUGCCGCAAGCAAAGGAGACUCUGGCGUGUUGCGAAAGCUGCUCCGCCGCGGAGGAGACGUUAAUGCAGUGGACGGCCAAAGAAGAACAGCCUUGCAUCUUGCAGCGAGUAAUGGGCACCGAAAGAGGCGAUGUUAAUGCGGUGAAAGUAUUGGUGGAACAAGGUGGUCGAUUGAAGAUCAACCAGCUGAACAGCAUUGAUGAGGAGAGUGCACUUUGCGUGGCUGUCCGUAAUCAAAGCUUAAAUAUUCCGGACAUCUUGCUUCAGCAUCCUGAUAUCAACCUCAAUUUGACCAAUCGUUGGGGCGAUACCGCGCUGGGGUUGGCAGUCAAAGGAGGAGACGUAAAAAUAGUCAAAAGGCUGCUCCAGGACUCGAAACGUGUUUCAAACCUGAAAGUUCCAGCUCUCCUUGCUAGAUCCCGCAACAGUCAUGCUGUGAAGAAGCUCAUUGAAGAUGAGAUAGAGCGGAAAAGACGGGACAGCUGUUAUCCAAGCCAAGAUCAGCUAUUCACAAGACAUGUGAGGUUUGCCUACAUCUAA
Penicillium concentricum is the source of this 543-nucleotide messenger RNA. RefSeq names its product ankyrin repeat domain-containing protein. Gene Ontology annotation, molecular function: protein binding. Bases 1 to 543 code for a protein of 180 amino acids. The transcript has a single exon. Lineage: Eukaryota; Fungi; Ascomycota; Eurotiomycetes; Eurotiales; Aspergillaceae. The record is from RefSeq and is a predicted model, not a curated record.